CCCCCUUCCCCUCGCCUGACGAGCCGGAGUCAGUCCGAGUGAGCGUCUCGUUGAGACUGGACCGAGAGAGCCGACACGUCCCCGUCGUUCGUCCCGGUGACCGCGUCCUCCACGUGGCCGUCAUGUUCAUCGCCGAGACCAUCUACAUGAAGCCCGCAAGGGCUUUUUGUGCCUGGGCCACUGACAACGCCAUGCUCGGCUAACGGGCCUGACUUGCCCCUGCCACACCGUUGCUGCACCGACCACCCGACCGGCCCGCCCUCGCCGUCACCAUGAAGCUGGACGCCUUCUCCUUGCCUCGCCGCUGCCUCUGCACGGCGCCCCAUCACCCUCCCUGUGAUGUGCUAGUGAUGUGGUGUUGUGAUACCUAUCGGACGCCUUUGCGCCGUAGUGAAGUGUGUAUGCGCCUCGGCGCGACGCUGUGACGCAGUGUAGUGGAAGGGGGACGCCCCGACCCACUCUCUUUGUUGCUGAUGCCGUUUUACGAUGAAGAUUGGCAGGCAAAGGAAAUGUCAGAUUUGGUUGCGGGUAUUGGUGAAUUCAGUACAGAGGCAGAUGUAAAUUUGCUGGCAGCACGUCAUUGUGAAGAUCAGAAUAUGAUCCAAGCAAAGAUUAACAGCCAAAUUGACUCCUUGCAAGAAACUCAAAGGCGAGAGUAUCGUGAUUGGUUAAUGAAAUUACUUGAAGAGCAAGCUGAAGAGGCAUCCAGUGUCACUCCUCCAACACCAUCUCCAACUCAUAUAGUACGUCAUCUGUCAAAUGAUGUGUCAUCUAAAGACAAGGGUAAAGGAGGCAGUGACAUAAGCUCUGAUGUUGGAAAUAAUCCAGGCCUUGAAGAAAGCUUUACUAUCCAUCUUGGAUCUCAGAUGAAGCAAAUGCAUAACAUUCGUAUUAUGUCUGCUGAUGUUUUACAUCUCUGUAAAACACAUCUUUCCUCAAAAGGAGGCAUGGAUAUGCAGCCUCAAAGACUUCAGACAGCUUUAGCUCUGUACUCCAAUGACUUGUGUGGUCUUGUACUAUUAACCGAUGGUUUGAUAUCUUCUUUUUCUGGCACAACCAAAGAUUUUAUAAGUGUAUGCCAGCAGUCCACUGAAUUUCACUUCCCAUCCAUUGAUGACCAACUAGAAAAAAUUCGUGAAGGUGUCAAAGAGACAGUAGCCCGGAGACAAGAGCACUGGAUUGCAGAGAACUUAUCAAUUUCUAGCCAACAAUGGCGGCGUGCUUCAAGUUCUGGUGCUCUUCGAUCUGUGGCCGUGGCCGUGGCCGUCGCGUUCAGGACCCCGAGAUUUGCUUGCAGCACAUUUCUGUUGAUCUCAACAAAUUGUCUCGCGACGCGCUCCUCUGCGAGCUCUUCGGCCCGCUCCGCGGCGCGCGCGUCCACGAGCGCCUGGAAGCGCCCAUCGUGGCGCGCUAAGUUGAACGCGUCAGCCGCAGCCGCGGCGGCACGCUCCUCGGCUUCCCUGGCUUGCGUCCGCGCCACGGCACGGAGUCACAGUGACUCCAUGUUGGCCAUCAUCUCCAGUACCCUGGUGUUGGCUCGCAGCACUUCUCGGUUGGUCUCCAAGAAGCGCCUCGCGAUUUGCUGCUCCGCGAGCUCCGCGGCGCUCUCGUUGACGAGCGCCUUGAAGCGCGGAUCGUGCCGCGCGGCGUCGAAGGCCUCACGGCGCACCUCGGCCGCCUCAGCCUGAGCCGCCCUGAUGGCCACCUCGGCGCGCUCAAGGCGAGCCUCGGCUUGCAUCGCCGUGGCAUUGGCCUCCUUGGCUCGCGUCCCCUCUUCCUUGGCUUGGGCUCGCGGAAGUCCGACCUGGUCCUCGAGCUGGUCCUCCUUGACGCGGACUUGCAGCUGCCGCCCGGCGUCGGCGCGCUGCCGCUCCUCGUCGACGCGAACCUGCAGC
Thrips palmi is the source of this 1895-nucleotide messenger RNA. Its product is annotated as protein C12orf4-like. Bases 474 to 1688 code for a protein of 404 amino acids. NCBI's taxonomy places the organism in Eukaryota, Metazoa, Arthropoda, Insecta, Thysanoptera, Thripidae. The transcript is spliced from 7 exons. Gene Ontology annotation, cellular component: cytoplasm. The record is from RefSeq and is a predicted model, not a curated record.